UGCCGGCUGCGCAUGCGCCCUUGGUUGGCGGGAGUUUAGGAAGUGGUGGAAGAGACGGUGGGCGGCGCGCCCGCCCGGACCAGGAAGUAACGACGCAGAGAUUUGAGAGCUACCCCAGUGACCGGGGUCGUCACUUACGGCCUUGUGUUUCAGGGACGGAGGCUCCGGGCACUAGUCGCUAGAGGUCAGGAAGUCAAAGACCUCUUCCCGGGCGCAGCCCCGCCCAUCCCCGCACUAGCCAUUUCGGCGUUAGAACUGCUCCACCCAUCCCGGACCGACAGCUGCUGCCAGGAUAGCGGAGAGAGGGAUCUGGGGACACUGCCAACCUCCCUCUUGGGGUUCUCCACCAGGAUGACUUCAGUGAAUAGGUCAGAGACUGUAGAAGUGCUAGAAGAGGAGCCAGUGACAACUCAGAUACAUGAUCAUCAGUUGGAAUCAGAUCCCAAACCUGUGGACUUGACUAAUAAACCGUCUGCUUCCCUGGAGAUCACUCAAGGUGUUUCACAGGAAAGAAUUCACCAUGAGUCUAGCCCUAAAAAUGGAAGAAGUUGUGAUCUCAGCCACCAGGAAGGACUUCAAUCCACAUCCCUUCAUUUGUCCCCUCAAGAACAGUCUGCCCAUCAUCAAGACAGAAGACAGUCCUGGCGGCGAGCAAGUAUGAAAGACAUGAACCGACGGAAGUCACUUCCUCCCUUUCAUCAGGGCAUCACAGAGCUCAGCAGAUCCAUCACCGUCAACUUAGCAGAAAGUAAACGACUUGGCUCUCUUCUGCUUUCCAGUUUUCAGUUCUCUGUUCAGAAACUUGAACCUUUCCUAAGGGGUACUGAGGGCUUCAAUCUUGAAAGUUUUAGAGCCAAAGCAUCUUCCCUUUCUGAAGAAUUGAAACAUUUUGCAGACAGACUGGAAAGUGAUGGAACUCUGCAAAAAUGUUUUGAAAAUUCAAAAGGAACAGAAUCAGACUUGUCUAUGGAAACAUCUGUGGCUGAGAUGAAGGAAUAUAUAAGAAAAUUUUCUUUAGAACGUCAGAGUUGGGAUCAGCUCCUGCAGCACUACCAGACAGAGGCUCAAGAGAUAAUGCCCAGAGGUUCAACUGAAAACAUAGAUACUGAAGUUGAAGUGGAACCUACAGCAUAUCUUGGGUCUUCCCAGAGUGAAAUCCUUAACACCAAACCUGACUACCAGGAAAUAUUACAGAGCCAGAACAAAAUCUUUGAUUGUAUGGAGUUGAUGAUGGAUGAACUGCAGGGAUCAGUGAAGCAGCUGCAUGCGUUUAUGGACGAAAGUACCCAGUGCCUCCAGAAGGUGUCAGUACAGCUUGGGAAGAGAAGCACACAACAAUUAGACCCUUCACCAGCUCGAAAGUUGCUCAAGCUUCAGCUGUGAAACCCACCUACCACACAUUGCUCUGGAUCUUGUUAGUGACCUUACGCAGCUUUUCUGCCACACACCCUUUAAGGAGAGGAUUGGGAAGAGGCCAGCACAUGGCAGCUGUGGUGGUAUGAGCUGAGGAUUGCUGCCCUCAGUUGACUGUAGAGCACUUCAAUCCCCCUGCCCCACAAAAUGAUGGGGUUUAUACAUUGAAGAGUACUGGCAUUUUCCCCCAAGAAUGUGUGUAUUAUUUAAAUUUCUGUUUUGGAAUGACCUUCAGAAUUAGUGGUCCAUUCUUAUAUCCUUCACUGUCAGCAAUCUUCAUUUUGUGAGGAUGAUAUUUAGGUUUUCAGACAAUUCAGACAUUUAGGACCAAAGCCUGUGAAAUAUCUUAGGGGUCAGGUUAGGUUUUAGUUGUAAAGGAUUGAGACUGAUUAUCUCAUGUAACUCUGAAGGUGAUUUUAGGUAAAGGAGUUAGAACAUUAUUUGCAUCAUGUUAAGACAUCUAACACUUCACAGUAUACAAAUGGGAGGCAACAGUACUUGUUCUCUAUGCCCUGAUGUCUAUAGUGUGCUUUGGCUUUCAAUAUUGAGUUCAUGUCCUAAAUCCUGGAUUCAUGGCAAGAAGGGACUAAGUAUUCCUUUUCAUUGUUAAUAAUCUGCAUUAUAAAAUUUCACAUAAUUAAAGACUUUCUUUUGCCUUUGUGUAUAUUUUGAGUGUAUAAGAGCAAUUUAAAGACAGGAUAGGCCUAGCAGAAAAUACAAUUGUUUGCCUUGAUGUAGAAGUGAACAAUGGUGUGGAAAUAUACAUCAACACUACCAGUAAAAUACCUACUGAUUUAUUGUUGAUAUUUCUUGUUCUCUGAUCUUCCUAAAAGGAGAAAACCUAUUUCAUUUAAAUAUCCAGUCAUAAUCUUAAGUCUUAAGCACCAGUUAGAGAUGGACAAAUCCCCUUACUUUAACCUGUACUCAUUCUUUAUUUGUAGAGCUCCUACUGUCUGCAAGGCACAGUUCUAGGAACUAGGGAGAAAGCAUAGAACAAAAAUGCAUGAUGCGUAUAGACUAGUGGGACACCAGAAAAUAAAAGAGACAACCCCACAGAAGCAAUAUUUUAGUUGACUCAGGAAAGAUAGAGUUAAAUAGGGUAAGAAACUGAGACAGAAGGAACAUUUUCGCAUGUGUACAUCCAGCUAACUGAGCCACGAAGGUCCAGGGACAGCAUUUUCAAAGGCCUGAAGAGGGAAGGAAUGAAGCAUUGUCUCAUAGCAAAAGUGUAGUACUAUGGGAGUACUGGUAGAAGAACCAGUUGAGACAAGGAUAGUCCAAAGUCAUUAGAAGAUUUUAAGGGAGGAAGUGCAUCAAAAGUUUAAAAUAUCACUAGUGUGGAGAACAUACAGGAAGCAGGUAUGUGAGAGACAACUGGCUGUUGGAGUAGUCCAGGUAAGAAACAUUGGCCUGUACUGGGUGUUGGCAGUGGUUGAAUAAGUUGGGCUGUUGGAGUUAUAAUCUGUAGAACAUAGUGUGCUUGGAUUAUGUGUUAAACGCCUAACUGGACAAUGAAUGAGAUGAGAAUGGAAGAGUGAUAGACUACUAUCACAGGAUAUUGUAAAAGUUAGAUUAUAAAUUUGGAACAGUGUUAGUAUGAAGGGUAUGAAAGCUUGAACUGGAUGAAUAAAAGCAGUUAAUGAAAUAAGCUAGUAAUGACAAGUGGGAAAUUGGGUGGGAAAGUGUGAACCUUGGAACGUAAUUAAUUAUUAAAGGCUCAAGGAUGGAUAUUAUCUAGAGUAGGACAAGAUGAGAAACUUUGGACAACCCCACAGGAAGUUGGGGUUUUUAAGAAGCAGAGCAGAGCUAUUAAUCUUUUUAGAGCUGAGACUACAGAAUUGGGAAUGAAUCCUAUCCUCACCUAUCCAAAAGUGAUUGUAACUUCCCUAUUUUACUUAUUAUAUGUAUUGCAUUUUUUGUUUAUAAGAAUUUAUUCAGGAUUUUCCUUGUGGCACAGUGGUUAAAGUCAGCACUUCAAGCUAUCAGCAUUCACUACCUUGAGUUGCCAGGGAGCUGGCCCACAUGGCACAACAGACCUCUCCUG
Messenger RNA from Condylura cristata (star-nosed mole), 3457 nucleotides. RefSeq names its product DSN1, MIS12 kinetochore complex component (gene DSN1). Gene Ontology annotation, biological process: cell division; mitotic sister chromatid segregation. The coding region runs from base 352 to 1383 and encodes 343 amino acids. Gene Ontology annotation, cellular component: MIS12/MIND type complex. The record is from RefSeq and is a predicted model, not a curated record. Lineage: Eukaryota; Metazoa; Chordata; Mammalia; Eulipotyphla; Talpidae. The transcript is spliced from 11 exons.